AUAGCCUUGCAUUGUACAUAUUGUGCAUGUUCUCUCUCACUCUAUUGUGCUUUGUGCAGGUGACUGUGACCUCAUCAGACCAAUUGGCAGAACAGCCCGUGCGAUAACAGCCUGUCACCUGCAGGAACCUACCCAUGCCCAUGUAGUUUUUGUUGUGUGGUGGUAGAGGUAUAGAACUGAAGGGAUUGGCCCUUCACAGCUCCUGUCAGACUUGUACUUUGUGCGUUAAGUUUGUUGAAACCUCUCUGGCCGUAUAUAUUUAUAAAAAACAAUCUUUUAAGUUUGACUACCUGGUGGUAAUUUCCCACGACAAUUCUGGCAUCACAAACAGGAUGAUUGAUUCUGCGCAUUCUAUGGGAAGGCGUGAGGGAAUUUCUCAUCUGACGAAAAGACAACGAGGACCAGCCCAGACCAAACCUUGACUGUGAACUGCCCAGGAGGAGACAUCUCAUCAGUGAACAAUAGAGGGACACAUCUACUGAAUUUUCAGCGUCUUUGCCGAACUUAGCAGGUGGAGCGGAGCGCUGUUUGAACCCAGGUGAUUCCGUGGUGGUCAAAGACUUCAGGAGAAAGAGUUGGAAGGACCCCCGUUGAUAUCAAGUUCUUCAGACCCCCCCCACUGCGGUGAAGGUUGCUGAGAGAGAUACCUGGAUCCACGUGUCGCCCUGCAGACGAGUUCCUGAUCCAGGAGAAGAUGAGGAUUCGCCAGUUCCGGCGCUGCCGUGUGGCCCUCCUCUGCAUUAGCACAGGAAUGCUAAUAGGAACAGUAGGCUGUCUUCUUGUAGGAAACCUGACAGAGGGUCAAAUGAGUCCUGAGCCAAAGGGGCMAACACAGGCCUGGAGCAGUGGCCCAGAAGUAGAUGGUCACCGUAGAAGGAGAGYYCUGCUGGGCCCUCACAACCAUGASGACAAUUUGUUCUUAUCUAGAGCACAAAUGGUUGCCAACCUGACCUCCAAAGGAAAGGACUGUUGGGUGUGUGGGUUGAGUCCGGUGAAGGUAGGGGCAGGCUUCCCCCUUUUAGGAGUCCCRAUAGGGGUKAACUUUACUAUAGCAUUGGCAGGAAAAAUACCUUUUUAUACUAUGACCAACAAUGUUAAGGUAUAUAAUCAACCCAAUAUAUUCUGUUAURUGAGACCAGAUAAUGUUUCACUCCCRCCCAUUUCAGUGGCUKGGGUGAUGACUGCCCCUUGGUGUAUUAGAGGAUAUGGAGAUCACUAUUUGGGUGAAUUCAAAUGUAAUUGUACAAUGAAUAUUAAUGGAUCAAAUGCUUGCAAUUUAAAGGUGAUACAGGAGAAUGGUCAGACUGAUAAGGAACCGUUUACAAUUUGGUUUGACAAACAUAGAACAACUCUGAGAGGAGCCCCUAAUGGCACCUACUGGUUGUGUGGUAAGACGGCUUACUAUAGCCUUCCCCUGAACUGGGGAGGUACUUGUACUGUUGGGUUUGUGGUGACAGCAAUGAGAACCGUUCAAAACAAUGACAAGAAUCUGAAGGCUCUCUUUAGACACUACAGACCUCCUGGAAUGAGGAGAGAUAAGAGGUCUCUGGCUGACUUCACUCACACUCAGGCACCUGCCUCCAGGUUCUUUGACGAGUUUUUCCCUGGGUAUGGAGUUGCAGGUGCCAUACACCAAAUUCGUGAUAUCUCUAGACACGUAGAGAAAAUUGGCAAUGCAACUCGAAAUGCCCUGGAACAAUUGAACGGGGAACUAAAAGAAUUGGCUGAAUUGACUGUUCAAAACAGAGAGGCUCUUGACUAUCUUUUGGCAGCUCAAGGGGGCACUUGUGCGAUCAUUGGCAAUGAAUGUUGUACUUUUGUCCCAGGUCGCUCUUCUAAAAUGACUGAUCUUGCCCAAUACAUUGCCACUGUUGCUAAAAAUAAUUCCCCACAACUAGAGUGGACGCUUGCAACUUGGUUGGAAUCCCUGUUUGGAAGUUGGGGAUCACAAAUUGCCCAAUGGGCUGCAGCGUGUUUUUUUUGCCUAGUCUGCAUAAUUGUAUUAACAUGCUGUAAGGCUAUCUAACACGCUCUAAGGCUAUCUAACACGCUGCAAGGCUAUCUAGCACGCUGUAAGGCUAUCUAACACGCUGUAAGGCUAUCUAACACGCUCUAAGGCUAUCUAACACGCUGUAAGGCUAUCUAGCACGCUGUAAGGCUAUCUAACACGCUGUAAGGCUAUUCUCCCUGUCUAAUAAGGUCUCAGCAACAAUCAUGUUUAAUGCUCUUCAAGAGGAUGGUGAGCUGCCGAAGCUGGAUGAGCUUCCCUUUCCCCCUGUAGAUAUAGACGAUGAGUAAUAACUGAAGCUGGAGGAGCUUCCCUUUCCCCCCUGUAGAUAUAGACAAUGAGUAAUAACUGAAGCUGGAGGAGCUUCCCUUUCCCCCCUGUAGAUAUAGACGAUGAGUAAUAACUGAAGCUGGAGGAGCUUCCCUUUCCCCCCUGUAGAUAUAGACGAUGAGUAAUAACUGAAGCUGGAGGAGCUUCCCUUUUCCCCCUGUAGAUAUAGACGAUGAGUAAUAACUGAAGCUGGAGGAGCUUCCCUUUCCCCCUGUAGAUAUAGACAAUGAGUAAUAACUGAGGGUUGUUUUUGUUUGACAAGUUUAGAAGGUUUAAAGUUGAGUUAACUGCCUUGUUCAGGGACAGAAUGACAGAAUUUUACCUUGUCAGCUCAGGGAUUUGAUCUUGCAACCUUUCGGUUACAAGUCACCCGCUCUAACCACUAGGCUACCUGCUACUGUUUAAGGUGCAAGCCAAAACACGUGUUACUGUGUGUUCAAUUAAGACAUAUUGCUAUGAGAUUAAGACAAAUCAAACAAAGCUUMAAUUCAAGUAAUAUUCAGCUAACAUUCAAGUAAGCAUUUUCCAUUAAACAUGUCAAAAUAAAUGUUUUAAUUAAGUCCAUCCAGGUCCCAGAACGUCGGGAGAUGCCUUCUUCAAAAUCUGCCACUAGGAGCAACCAUGAGCGCUAUUACCAUCAAGUAGGCUUGGGUUUUCCUAGGGGGUUGUGGACGGGGAUGGUGGAUGUGAGUAAGACUGAGAUCCGGCUCCAAGGGCGUGUUCGAUCCAUGUGCUAUUCACCCCUUUUUUUCUGGUUUUAACCCAAACCUUAAAGGAGUCGUUCACUAUUUUACAACUUCAUGUUAUGUGGUUCCUCACCCUGAAAGUCUAAGGACCAGGAAAAACUGUCCAUUACAAACUUUAGUCAAUGCUAGCUAAAAAUCACUGGAAGUGAUGGGGGCAUGUGAGCAUGUUUUUUUUAAUGGCCAAAUCACCUUUAAGUAGCAUCAACCCAAAUAAGGAGUUGAUUUCAGGGCAUUUGGACAUUAUUUUUUAAAACAUGCUCACAUGUCCCGAUCACUUCCAUUGAUUUUUAGCUAGUGAUGGCUAAAGUUAGCUGAAGAUUCUAAAGGUAGUCAAAAUAAAAUGUAGUCGCGGAUUUCAGUUUCUCCUGGCUAAUAGACGAUUUUCAGGAUGAAACAUCAAGUUGAUAACAUCAAGUUGUAAAAUAGUGAACUACUCCUUUAACCCUAAACUUAACCUUCAAAAAUGGGCCGUUUAAAAUUAAUAAAUAUUCUUCGGGAUA
Salvelinus sp. IW2-2015 is the source of this 3584-nucleotide messenger RNA. The record is from RefSeq and is a predicted model, not a curated record. NCBI's taxonomy places the organism in Eukaryota, Metazoa, Chordata, Actinopteri, Salmoniformes, Salmonidae.